AUGCCGCCGACGCAGCUCCCCGCCUCGGGGAAUCCCCUCGUCUUUUUCGACAUGACACUCGGAGGCGAGCCCCUCGGCCGCAUCACAUUCGAGCUCUUCAACGACGUGGUGCCCAAAACGGCCGAGAACUUCCGCCAGUUCUGCACCGGCGAGUCCAAGGACGCCCAGGGCAAGCCGCAGGGCUACAAGGGCUCCAGGUUCCACCGCAUCGGCGGGGAUUUCCUCCAGGGCGACGGCACCGGGUCAACGUGUAUAUGGGGCCUCAAGACGUUCGAGGACGAGAAUUUCAAACUUCGACAUGACCAGCCCGGUCUCUUGUCCAUGGCCAACGCGGGCCCCAACUCCAACGGGUCCCAGUUCUUCAUCACGACGGUGCCCACGCCCUUCCUCGACGGCAAGCACGUCGUCUUCGGCAAGGUCGUCGACGGCAUGGACGUCGUCCGCAAGAUGGAGCACACCAAGACGGGAUACAAGGGCAAGGACGUGCCCAACAUGGACGUCGUGGUUGCCCAGUGCGGCCAAAUGUGA
Messenger RNA from Metarhizium album ARSEF 1941, 528 nucleotides. RefSeq names its product peptidyl-prolyl cis-trans isomerase. Bases 1 to 528 code for a protein of 175 amino acids. Gene Ontology annotation, cellular component: intracellular membrane-bounded organelle. Gene Ontology annotation, molecular function: peptidyl-prolyl cis-trans isomerase activity. The transcript has 5 exons. Gene Ontology annotation, biological process: protein peptidyl-prolyl isomerization. Lineage: Eukaryota; Fungi; Ascomycota; Sordariomycetes; Hypocreales; Clavicipitaceae. The record is from RefSeq and is a predicted model, not a curated record.